AUGCCAGGAAUGCUGAUGAGAAGCGAACAGAUGCUGGCCGCUGUGCUUUUGUGUAAUGACAUCAAAUGUGAUUCUAAUUUGAAGGUUCGUGAGCUGGAGGCCGAGGUUGAAAAUGAGCAGAAACGUGGAGUUGAUGCCGUUAAAGGUGUCCGUAAAUAUGAGAGGAGAGUCAAGGAGCUCACCUACCAGACUGAGGAGGACAAGAAGAACAUUGGCAGGCUUCAGGAUCUGGUGGACAAACUUCAGCUGAAAGUCAAGGCCUACAAGAGACAGGCUGAGGAAUCCGAGGAACAAGCCAAUACCCACCUGUCCAAGUUCAGGAAGGUCCAGCAUGAGCUGGAAGAAGCUGAAGAGCGUGCUGACAUUGCUGAAUCUCAGGUCAACAAGAUGAGAGCCAAGAGCCGUGAUACUGGCAAAGGCAAGGAAGCAGCAGAAUAGCCAGGAUGAAUAUGCAGCCAAAGCCUCUCCACGUUUCAUACAAUAUGAACGUCACUGUGAAAGUCUUUGUAUAAACUGAAUAAAUUAAUUAAAUAUA
Molecule: messenger RNA, 535 nt
Organism: Anguilla rostrata (American eel)
Lineage: Eukaryota; Metazoa; Chordata; Actinopteri; Anguilliformes; Anguillidae
Product: myosin-7-like
Exons: 5
Coding region: 1-438 (145 amino acids)
Cellular component (GO): myosin complex; bicellular tight junction
Source: RefSeq, a predicted model, not a curated record